Molecule: messenger RNA, 964 nt
Organism: Aaosphaeria arxii CBS 175.79
Lineage: Eukaryota; Fungi; Ascomycota; Dothideomycetes; Pleosporales
Exons: 1
Coding region: 134-730 (198 amino acids)
Source: RefSeq, a predicted model, not a curated record
CUUCCAUGACUCCCAUGCUGUGCUGCUAUGUCCAGAACAAUGGGGAGACGGCGUAGAUCCAACGCCGUGUCGCUCUCUCGCAUACAAGCGACACAAUGGACGGGAGGGGAUAAUAGUAACAUGGAAGAGAUACAUGUCUCUCUCCUUCCUCGCUGAUGGCCAUCCUUUUUCUCCUCUUCUUCCAUAUCCUACAAAUCUCAUACCGCUCACUACUUGUCAACUCCCUAAACACAUCGUCAAACAAGUUAUCAAACUUCUAUCGUUGACCUGCCUCCAACACACUGCCAACAAACACGCAACCACACUCCUCAUGUCCAUCAAGUCAUACACAACAAUGGACCCAGCAAUCCACUCCAAGCCAUCAGCACAUCUCCGCUACGGCCCCGAUGUCUCCGUCGCAUCCGCCCUGAUACAACUCAUGCUGAACGACUUCACCAACAUCUUCACACCUACCAGACCUAACAUGCUCAACAAUCCAUUCUCAAUCCUGAACAUCUCUUCUCGGAAACUCCAGCAUCCAUUCAAGGCCCCAUCAUCGCCAUCGCCAACAUCGAUCUCCACACCGCCCAUCCAGCCAGUCCAACCCUCUCGAUACACCACCAAGCGAAGCACAAUCGAGCAAACAGCCAACCAUCGACGUGGUGAUAGGGACGUACACGGCAACGAUCCAGAUCACCUGUCCUUCAGCUCCUCAGGACCCAUCGGUGGCGUCCAGUGUGCUGUCAUGUGAGUGGCUUCUUGGAGUCAGGGCUGUCACUUCAAUGAGAGAUUGCCUCAAACUCAUUUAGUUGGAUCGAUAGAGGAUCUGAGUCUUUUCCCUCCUCCGUCUCAUACAGUCAGUAAGGUCUUAUGGACUCGCUUUGCACAGGCUUUCUACAGGCUUUAUCGAACGGCGGGAAUGUACACACGCAUGAUGUACAUACUUAUCCUCUUAGUCGAUUUCGGAUGAUUUCAGUAUAUUUAG